AACCAACUCAACAACCACUAAAACCCCCUUUGUGUAGGGUCUGUUGAAGACGAAGCGAGUCAUGGAGGAGAUCGCUCCAACGGCACCAUGUUGAGGCUCCAUCUCAACGAGAUCUGCCUUCUUUGCCUACUCAAAUGGCUCCCCCAAACAGAGGUUAAUAUAUUCUCAAAACCAUCACAGAUAGAAAUGAGUGAAAGUGACAAUCAUGCAUCCCACCCGCAUGAGGGAAACAGUAAUUAUCGAAGGACCUCGAACUGGACUGAUAGCUUAGAUGCUAUUAUGUUAACUCAAAUGACCGAGGAGCAUGCAUUAGGAAAUUUUGUGAACGGAGCUUUCACAACACUUGCUUGGACUAGGAUUGUGAAUGCUUUUAACCAAAAAGCAAAACUUGACUUCAAAAAGAAUCAGUUACAGAACCGGCUAAAAGUUUUAAAGCGCAUAUUUGGUACUUAUCAGUACCUUGCAAAUAAAAGUGGAUGGGGGUGGGAUCCUAUGCUUAACAUUCCUACUGCAGGUGAUCCUACUGAUUGGGAUGCUGUUAUUCGGGAGAACCCUUCAUAUGCCAAGUGUAGAGAAAAACCAUUUCCUGCUUACAAGGACAUCGAAUUUCUAACAGGAAAGACCACCGCUACUGGGAGGCAUGGUUUUACUUCCCAAAUGCCCGUUGGUCAUGAACCGAUAGAUAGCUCAUCGUCGUCCUCUCCUGGCCAUGCUGAUGUUUUAGAAGCCCUUCGAAAUUCAAUGAUCAAUGAUUCAGAGCAAGGGCAAAGCUCACGGGCACAUAUGAAUGUAGACACGAUAAAUGAAGCAACUUCGCUAUCUCCUAGUCCGGAUCCUGUUAACCCUUCGACUCCACAUAUUGAAAGUGCAUCCGGCCAUAGCUCUGCCGGAAAACGAGCUCGUUCGUCGCCUUCGCCAACUCGACGACAUAAACAACAGACUCGAGGUGGACGUAACAAAAAUACUACUAUCUCAAAUGAUAGGCUUGGUGAGUUGGCAGAUAUUGGGAGGCAAAGACUGGACAUAGCUAAGGCCAUUCUGAAACGGGAGCUUAUUGCACGGCCGAUAGUUCACUCUAUUGAGGAAUGUAUGGAUCGGCUAAGAAUGAUUAAUGGCGUUACGCCUGAGCGCUGCCUCACAGCAUUAGAAGCAUUCAAAGAUGACAGAAAUAGGACUAUCUUCCUAGCAUUGGGUGAUGAUAUCGCACUUGCAUGGAUUGAUCAACAGGCUGUUUUGCAGGGUUUUGCUGGACCAGAAAAACCCAACUAACUUGGACAUCUUUUUGUCUAUUAUGUUAGAAUAGUUUUGCUUUCCCAGCUGUGUGAUAACACUAUGCACUCUAGAUGGUGUCCUAUAUUGUAUGAACUUUCUUGUUAGUUUUCAUGCCCAUGAACUAACAAGUUUUGGUAUUGUAUGAACUUUAUAGUAUUGUGUUGUUUUAACUUUAUUAGUAUUGUAUGAACUAACAAGUAAGCUUUGCGUUGGAAAUGUUUACUAUUAUAUGAACUUUAUAGAUA
This is a messenger RNA of Ananas comosus (pineapple), 1517 nucleotides long. RefSeq lists its product as uncharacterized. NCBI's taxonomy places the organism in Eukaryota, Viridiplantae, Streptophyta, Magnoliopsida, Poales, Bromeliaceae. Bases 88 to 1269 code for a protein of 393 amino acids. The record is from RefSeq and is a predicted model, not a curated record. The transcript has 3 exons.